Molecule: messenger RNA, 3202 nt
Organism: Varroa destructor (honeybee mite)
Lineage: Eukaryota; Metazoa; Arthropoda; Arachnida; Mesostigmata; Varroidae
Source: RefSeq, a predicted model, not a curated record
UGAUCUUACGAACGUCCAUGGCUGUCAGGGCUACAGAAAGACUACCUUCUGGUAACAACAACGAAGCAAGCUCAUGGAGCUUCUCUUUUGUGGCAUAGACUUUCACAAGCAGAUAUCCAGGUGGUAAAACUGUACCUACUUGACCAGUCUAGAUAAAUUAGGCGUACCAUUGAAUGGCCAUGUCGCCAAACUCAACAGAUGACCAACUUCAAAACAGAACAGACACCGGCCAUUCAAUAGAAGAACUGUUCUUUAGCGCCUCAUCCGACUUAGGAUCGGACAUUGAUGACGAAUUGUUCUUCGAGGCGGAAACUGACCUCGUACAAUCGUUAGAGCAAGUGUUGGAGACUGAAGUUUUACUAAGGGCAGCACAUAUCGGAGAGGAUGAUGGAGAAGUGUGUCUCGGUGGUGCUCCGAGAGAUUGUAAGCUAGAAAAGGAUCCUGACCUCGAAUCGCCACUGUCAUCCGUUGAUAAUUUUCCUUCGGUGUCAGAUAGUGGAUACCUAGCGGACAGUGAUUCGAGUAUUAGAACCUCGGCGGUCGGAUCGUCUACAGAUUUUCCCGACGCAGGGGGCGAUACAGGUGUGCUCGCUAGUGUCACGCAACUUGAGACCAUUUCGGAAGAAACUGGCUUUGAUGAUGGGGUAGGGCUUCUGAAUCAAGACGAACGCCGCUUAGAUCAAGACUCCUUUCAGAGUGUAAGUAAGACUACGGUCAGGCUAAAUAAGCGAAGCGUUGUUAGAACGCUUGAAGGCUCGAGUUCUGUUGAGCUGAGUAGCCGUCUCUGGAUAGCACCAUUAACUGGCAGCGAAGCAGACAGAUCAAUCACGCUCACUUCAUCGUCCAAUGCCAGUGAACAAAAUGAAGUUCUUGCAUCUGCCAGUGAUCAGAUGAAGCUGGAUGAUAGCCUAACACAACGGGUCACACGAAAUUCUGCUGGGCAUUUGGCCCUUACAGAGCAAAGUGAUGCCCGAUAUAGUAGAAACCCGAGCCCCUAUAGGCGCAUAUCCGAGCAGCUGUCCACUGACAGCGAUUCGGAGACAUAUUCUUUGACGUGCAUGUAGUUCGCGGUCGUAUUUCGUAUAUACUCAUACACGGGCUAGAGGCUUCUCAUCAGCAUAUUGGAAAUCUAAUGGCAGAUACUACGAAACGGGCAGUAGAUCUUCAAACAGAGCUCUUCCAGAUGGCAGCCCCAACAUCUCAGAAAUGACCGAGGUAAAUGUAACGUAAGCGUUAGAGUAGCCACGGGAAAAAUCCCGAUUUCUUUCGAUCACGCAUAUGCCUUUUUGUUCUAAACUGGUUCGAAACGCUCGCCAAAACGAACGCUCGUAAGUACGUUAUUCCAUCGCCUGUAUGGACUGAACCAGCAUCUGAUUUGCACACUCCCUAUAAAGCUAAGAAUACUAAAUUAAGUAUUCCGCAGUUAACAAAUAUACCGUAGUACAGUCACAGAUGUAGAAAAGGUUUGAGUUCGAUUCCUGUUUGUCGCGGUACAUAGCACAAUUGUGUGCUUUUCUAUUAGUGUCACAUAAAUGCUUUAAGUUUUUCAUGGCGGGUCAACAACCUUAAGGUUAAAUUCAAUUAUAACCGUAAGUGUUAAGACUGAGCCAGUUUUCCCUUAUUGCGAUGGUGAUAGCACUGGGCAAUUGAUACAAAAGUCAUAACGAUGUCAGCAGAAUAGGUUUGUACUAUCGGACACAUCAGGUAUGGUUGUACACGGUUUUCCUCGGUAACGAUUAAACUGUUCGACCAAAAUAGUCCGACUUCUUCAAAUUCUUCUACAAGAAACACUGAUGGGCAGAAUCCCCGUGACAGAUAUUAUCGUAACUGUACUUGCGAGCGGUAAUUGUAGGAACUCUAAACUAAAUUGGUGUUCCAGUAAUAUCGUUACGUCUAGCCUUUUAAAUUAGAGCCGUGUAAGUCAAAUUCCAUUGGCAUUUGGGGAUCCUGUAGUUCAUAUAGGGAGAAGGCUAUGUCUAUCCACACACAUAUGAAAAAAACAUGACAAAAUGACUAGUACAACAUGGGCCUAUAUUCGUAACAAGUUAGGUGACACAGCGGGCGGUUCGUUUAACCUGUGUGCAAUUACUAACAUAUCCUUUAGUGCGAAUAGUUGCAAUCUAUUGCAAAACUUUAUAAGCCCCCGCAGAGCGUGAGAAUGACCGACUAGAAAUGAAGUUAAUCGAAACAAUGCCCAUUAAUUUCCUGUUUGCGAUUUGGCGUAUGUUUCAGCAUUUCUGCAAGCUAUCCUCAAAGAGGGAAAGACCUCGAAGCUAAAAAGAUUUUCUUGUAAGCAUAUUAGCUAUCUAAUACAUAUAUCUCUAAUGGUCGCAGAAUAAAAGCUGCAGAAUACGAAUUUUUAAACUAAGCGAAUAUUAGUUAACUUUUAUUGCGACGCACUAAUACUCUAAUUGGUGUUCACUACUAGUUCUCUAAAAUAACUUAAGACUUUAUGAGGAACGUUAUACUUUUACACGCCUAAUUGUCUUUCAUACAGUGUCACUUAUAUAGAAUACAUUUCCCUCGUACGCUUAUUUUUUAUUAGACCUUGACGUGAGAUAAGGACAUGCACAAGGAGAUACUAGUUAGGGUUCAUUUCAGGGUUGCUGCUCGGGUGUAUCGCACGAUGCUGGCGUUCAUGGUAAACCUGUCAGUCACUAGCGCCUUAGGGCAUCUAUUUUAUUCAACAUCGAUUUCAUAUUGUUUUCUUUUUCAGAUCAAUGAGCUGACAAUUCAAGCGGACGACUGACGCGCCAAACUCGUGAAGCCGUCUAUGAAGAAGACUUCCGAGCAGGUCUAACGCUUUGAAUUUUUUUUGCAAUUACUAGUAUUUGUUCUGCAAUAUAUAUUUGGUGGCAUAAAAUUGCAUGAACGAUUCGUUAGUACUACACACAUCAAAAUCGGCUCUAUGAUUCCCGUUACUGGCAUCAAUGCUAGCCAAACGCAUCACCUUGAUCAUUCGAUCCGCUGUAAUCUCGAACCAGUUGCUUCCCAAGUCGUCCACAAAACUAAGGACAAAGAUCCGUCAGAUUACGUCGGUCUGAAGGACUUUUAUUGCCUUGCGCCAAAAAAAAAGGACAUUUGCGGUUCGCGCAUUUUGUUUUGACGUCUAAUAUUGCCAAUACUUUCGAAUGUUGUUAAUGACGUUCGACAGCAAAUAUGCCCCGUAAUGGUAUUAAUAGUUAUUAUCAUAUUCUAGUUG